Lolium perenne is the source of this 643-nucleotide messenger RNA. RefSeq lists its product as uncharacterized. The record is from RefSeq and is a predicted model, not a curated record. Lineage: Eukaryota; Viridiplantae; Streptophyta; Magnoliopsida; Poales; Poaceae. Gene Ontology annotation, molecular function: metal ion binding.
AUGGAGGUGGACAAGGGCUCCAUGACCGUCGUUGGCCGCUUCGACGCCAAGAAGCUGCGGGACCGCGUCGCGCGCAAGACCAGGAAGAAGGUCGACCUCGUCGGCAGCAACAACAGCAACACCAACAAGGGCGGUGGCGGCGACAAGAAGGAGAAGGGCAACGACGGCGAGGGAAAGCCGGAGAAGAAGGACGAGGAGGGGAAGGAGCUCGACAAGGAUUCUGUGCAUGCAGCCGUCCUGCAUGCGCGCCAGGUGCUCGACCGCAUUCCCUACAUGAAUGCAGGCGUGGAGCAGGUCCGCAUGGAUUUUCCCAAGAACCAGGUGACGGUGAUCGGCACGAUGGACGCCAAGUGCCUGCCGGAGAAGCUCCGCGAGAGGCUGAAGCGGCCCGUGGACGUGGUGGCGCCCGGCAAGGACAAGGACAAGGACGGCAAGCAGCAGGGGGAGGGCGGCAACAAGGACAAGGAAGGCGGCAAGCAGCAGGGCGACUGCAAGGACGGGAAGCAGUCCAAGGAGGCGGCGGAGAAGGCCAUGGCGGCGGAGCUGGCGCUGUGGAAGACGGACUACUACGACAGCCAGCCGCUGCAGGCCACCCAGUUCCUCCUGAGCGACGAGAACCCCAACGCAUGCGCCGUCAUGUGAC